This is a messenger RNA of Eucalyptus grandis, 786 nucleotides long. RefSeq lists its product as uncharacterized. NCBI's taxonomy places the organism in Eukaryota, Viridiplantae, Streptophyta, Magnoliopsida, Myrtales, Myrtaceae. The coding region runs from base 22 to 786 and encodes 254 amino acids. The transcript has 4 exons. Gene Ontology annotation, molecular function: DNA-binding transcription factor activity; sequence-specific DNA binding. The record is from RefSeq and is a predicted model, not a curated record. Gene Ontology annotation, biological process: regulation of DNA-templated transcription.
AGCACAAGACCUGUCUCAUCGAUGGAGCGUUCCGCUUGGCCUAAGAGCCUCUCGUCAAGCCGCAAGCACGCGAUCCAGGAUCUCCUCCAUGAUCAGAAUCCCACGAAGAAGCUCAGAGAUCUUUUCGACGCUCACUCUCAAACUGGCAAUAACACAGGGCAGCCCCUGUUCGCUGAAGAUCUGUUCUUCAACGUCCUCAGGUCGUUUGGAAACUCCAUAUCUGAAUCGAUGAGCGCCGAGUCCGACGAGGUCUUGCAGUUCCCGACCAACGCCUGUGUGAGGUCCGAGGUCUCGCAGGGAAGUGAAAGCAUCAAGCCUCCGAUCCCAAGUCUAUUUACAUCAAUGGAGCGUUUCGCUUGGCCUCAGAACCUCUCCACAAGCCGCAACCGCAUGAUCGAGGAGAUCCUCCGAGCCCAGAAGUCCGUGACGACGCUCCAAGAUCUGUUCAACGCUCACUCCCAAGCUGGCAAUAACACACAGCUGCCCUCGUCUGCAGAAGAUCUGCUCGUAGACCUCAAGGAGUCGUUCGCCAACAGCCUAUCCUUAUUGGGGAUGGCCGAGUCCGACGAGGUCUCGCAGGUCCCGACCAAAUCCUGUGUCAGGUUCGAGGACACUGAUGACGAGAGCACUAGUACCCCGGUCCCGACGCAAUUAAGAGGGACUUCGAAUACAUGGACAAGAUUGGACGACCACGAAGGGUGUCAAGCGACCAAGCAGGUCCAGAAGAUAAAGGAUGACCCGCCCGUCUACAGGACUAUAUGCCAAGGCCACCACACUUGCAAGUAG